AAGUAAGAGGCAACAUGUGACAGUCUGACACCACUCUCCACAGAUUUAUUCUGUUCUUCAUUGUAAAUAUUCUUUGUCGAUAGUAUUAUAAUAUAAUUUUCCGUUAAUUGGAAUGGUGCUUUUCAAAAUAUUCUCUCAAAAUUAUUUCCCUCUGCCUGUGUGAUGGAGAACGGUAAGCAGCUGCUUCUCUCCCCCAGAGAUGAUGAAGACCGAUUACAGUUACUAUCAACAGAAACCAACAUCUCCUUGUUCUCCGACACCUUCAGCGCCGGAGCUGAUGACAUUCCGCCGAUUACCGGCCUCCAUGACUUCUCUAGAGAAUUUUACAGAGAAUCAAAGAAGUUAUGGUACCUUGCCGGACCUGCCAUCUUCACCUCCGUCUGCCAAUACUCUCUCGGAGCCAUCACUCAAGUGUUCGCCGGUCAUGUCAGCACCAUUGCCCUCGCUGCUGUCUCUGUCGAGAACUCUGUCAUCGCCGGCUUCUCAUUCGGUCUCAUGCUUGGAAUGGGAAGCGCCCUGGAGACACUGUGCGGGCAAGCCUAUGGAGCUGGGCAACUUGACAUGUUAGGGAUCUAUAUGCAAAGAUCUUGGGUUAUUCUCAACACCACAGCUUUAAUGCUUAUGUUUGUAUACAUAUUUGCUCAACAACUUCUGAGUCUAAUUGGGCAGACGGCGGACAUAUCAAAGGCGGCGGGGAUAUUCGCCAUCUGGAUGAUACCACAACUCUUUGCAUAUGCAGUGAAUUUCCCUAUAUCAAAGUUCUUACAGUCUCAGAGCAAGAUCAUAGCCAUGGCUGUGAUUUCUGCUGCUGCCUUGAUAAUGCAUACUUUUUUCAGUUGGUUUUUGAUUUUGAAACUUGAUUGGGGUCUUGUGGGUGCCGCGGUGGUAUUGAAUGCGUCGUGGUGGUUCAUUGACGCAGCUCAACUGGUUUAUAUUUUCAGCGGGAGUUGCGGCCGAGCUUGGAGUGGAUUUUCAUGGAAGGCCUUUCAGAAUUUGUGGGGUUUUGUUCGGUUGUCUUUAGCGUCAGCUGUCAUGCUCUGUCUGGAGAUAUGGUACUUUAUGGUAUUAAUUCUGUUUGCUGGAUAUUUAAAAAACGCCCAAGUUUCUGUGGAUGCUUUGUCCAUUUGCAUGAACAUAUUGGGUUGGACUGUAAUGGUGGCUUUCGGAAUGAAUACAGCUAUAAGCGUGAGAGUGUCAAAUGAACUAGGGGCAGGCCACCCAAGAAGUGCAAAAUUUUCAUUAGUGGUGGCUGUAAUAUCUUCAAUUUCUAUGAGCCUUGUGCUCUCAAUUAUUCUGAUUGCCGCACGGAACAAGUACCCAUCAUUAUUUUCGACAGAUUCAGAAGUUACAGCUCUUGUUAAUGAACUGACCCCGAUGUUGGCUCUUUGUAUCAUCAUCAACAACAUACAACCAGUGCUAUCUGGGGUGGCCAUUGGAGCUGGAUGGCAGGCUGUUGUUGCCUAUGUAAACAUUGCGUGUUACUAUGCAUUUGGUAUUCCUUUGGGCCUCAUACUGGGUUACAAGGCUGACUGGGGUGUUCUGGGGAUCUGGUGUGGAAUGCUAAUGGGGACAGUGGCACAGACUUGUGUGCUUUUCGGUAUGAUUUAUAAAACCAACUGGAACACAGAGGCUUCCAUUGCUGAAGACAGAAUAAGGAAAUGGGGAGGAGGGGAUACAAAUUCCAAAGAAGUCUCAGAAAAAUAAGAAGGCACAUUGAAGAACGCACACAACUAGCUUAAGUUAAAACUUGAAAUUGAAGAACUCCAAGGUUAUGUAUUAAUUGGGCUGAGGCUGAGAGAAACCAUUAAUUUCCACUUUCCUGCAAACAGGUUAUGAGGGCUUAGUACUUGGACCAUUAGAUGAAUUUUAAACUAUCAGUUAUCACAUACUUCAUAUAGUCGCUGAGAUGUCUACUUCAUGAGGACUUGCUUAAGUUACUCUAACCAAUUAUAAAUAGGACACAUACACUUGCA
Mangifera indica (mango) is the source of this 1973-nucleotide messenger RNA. Its product is annotated as protein DETOXIFICATION 29-like. The record is from RefSeq and is a predicted model, not a curated record. NCBI's taxonomy places the organism in Eukaryota, Viridiplantae, Streptophyta, Magnoliopsida, Sapindales, Anacardiaceae. Gene Ontology annotation, molecular function: xenobiotic transmembrane transporter activity; antiporter activity. The transcript is spliced from 7 exons. The coding region runs from base 163 to 1704 and encodes 513 amino acids. Gene Ontology annotation, biological process: xenobiotic detoxification by transmembrane export across the plasma membrane. Gene Ontology annotation, cellular component: vacuolar membrane.